This is a messenger RNA of Rotaria sp. Silwood1, 548 nucleotides long. NCBI's taxonomy places the organism in Eukaryota, Metazoa, Rotifera, Eurotatoria, Philodinida, Philodinidae. The record is from the annotation of a GenBank genome assembly.
AUGCGUCUUGUGGUGUUUCUUCUUGUCAUAGUUGGGUGUUGGUGUGAUGUACGAGUAUUAAUAGAUCAAAGUGGAGGAUACAAUAUUACUGUUAAUAAUCAAGUAUGGCUUCGUUCAUCUCGUACAGCUAUAUAUACUGAUGCUCGAUGGUAUUCAACAGAAGAUAAUUCUCUUACUUUGGUCAAUGUAACUUUUGCACAAGGUGAUGAUCCAGAUUUAGGUAGUUGGAAUGAAACAAGAAUGACGUAUAAUCUUGUUAGUAAUCAAACAUCUACUGCAAUUACUGCUCAUAUACGUCAAUGGAAUAUUGUUUCAGCUUUUACUUUUCGUUUGCAGACGGGUGAUAAAGUUCUAACCGAUAGAAUAUCACUUGAUAUGGAACAAGUUCGUACUGUAUUUCCAUCAUUUUAUAUUGAAAAAAUAGGUAUGAAUGAUCAACGAGGAUAUUUCACAUUUGAAGGAGUAAUGUCAGGUGAAAGUGAUAAACAUGCAGGUAAUUGGAAUGCAUCAAGUAAAGUUAUUAGAUCUGGUAUGCAAGGUGGUCCAGU